Messenger RNA from Daphnia pulex (common water flea), 1035 nucleotides. RefSeq lists its product as uncharacterized. The transcript is spliced from 3 exons. Lineage: Eukaryota; Metazoa; Arthropoda; Branchiopoda; Diplostraca; Daphniidae. The record is from RefSeq and is a predicted model, not a curated record. The coding region runs from base 1 to 1035 and encodes 344 amino acids.
AUGGGUAUCCUUGAAAACAUUUUCAUUCUUUUACCGCAUUACACACUUUCUUACCAGUUGCAAGAGGGCAAGAUGUUCCAUCGUUUCUUGGAAGGAUUUAUCAAAGCAGAUUCCAAUAACAUCCCCGUAGUGGAUAUUCACAUGUUUUCGGGUUACAUUAAAAAAGAUUCGAAUUUCAUUGCUCCUGAAUACGUUGCAGCGAAAAAAACUCCUGCCAAUAGUUUUUAUCGAGAAGUUGUAGAAUGGGCCAAUACUGUCACACCGCAAUCGCAAAAUUUUAGAUCUCAGAGUUCACUUUACUAUCACGUCAGUGAAGAACUGAGUUGGUGUGAUAAAGUUGAUAUUCACGUUCUAUCACUGCAAUUCAGAAGCCACCAUCAAUCGACGAAUGUAUUUGAUUUUUUAGCCUUUUCAAAAUCAUACACAACCAUGGAAAAUUGCAAAGUAGCUGAAAUGAAUACACGUGAUCAGUCAGACAAUGCUGAAUGGUUUCGACUAAGGUAUUGUCGUAUUACGGCAUCAAAAGUUUAUGAGGCGUCCAAGUGCAAUACCAUCGAUGGCAGCCUAACCAAUACUUUAUUCGGUGCUAACAAGUUACGAGAUACGAAAGUGAUGAACCGUGGAAGAAAACUCGAGCCCUUGGUGUUGAGAGAAGUACAUAUCAAAACAAAAAUGCACUUUAAAAGGUAUGGACUAUUGCUCUCCGCCGAUCACCCUGUGUUUGGCGCCUCCCCCGAUGGAAUCAGCUCUACUCAUGUUUUAGAAAUAAAAUGUCCCUUGACAGCGAAAACAAAAUUCAACUACAUUAAUGCGAAAGGAGAAAUAGUUGAAAAAGUUAAAUCUCAAAUCCAAUUGCAAAUGGCUUUUAGUGGUCGACGUAUGGGCAUUUUAUGUGUUGCGGAUCCAGACUUUGAGAAAAACAAAAGUGUUGAGAUUGUGUCCCUAUCCUAUGAUGAAGAACAUGUUAAGUGUUUGAUUGAAAAGGGUUUGCAUUUUUGGACUGAAUCUAUUUGGCCUAUUUUAACGUCAGUCUAG